AAAAAACAGGUUCACACUUGGUAAACACUGUCACGGCUGUAUAUAUACGGUGUGAUGGAGAGGGCAAGGAGCCAGGGGGAAUUGGGCGGUAGGAAAAGAGGCAGGCAGGCACAGAGGGAGGAACCAGGGCUGGGGUUAAAAGUCUUUAAAUUGUGACAGAGCAGAUGAAGAGGCUAGAAUGGGCUCAGAGAUGAACUCCACAGACAUGACCUCCACAGAUCAGAGGGCCUCCCUGGAUGUGAACAGGAAUCCCACCCCGGGGUCUGCUGGAGCCUCCAACUCCACUGCUAAUCAUGGCUCUUCCUGUCCCAUGAAGAUCCAGAAGUAUAUACGGAUCAAGAACUGGGAGACCGGCCAGCUAUUCUACGACACCCUGCACAUGCAGUCCACGAUGGAGGUGCCCUGUGGAGAGCAGAGGUGUCUGGGCUCAGUCAUGUUCCCUGAGCAGAUGAUCCACAAACCUCCAAAGGAGCCUGUCAACAGAGAAAGGCUUCUGAGCAUGGCAACAGACUUCAUCAACCAGUACUACACCUCCAUCAAACGGUCCCAGUCCCAGGCACACCUGCAGCGUCUGAGCACGGUGCAGAGUGAUAUCAGAGCUACGGGCUCCUACCAGCUGGAGGAGACAGAGCUGAUCUUCGGUGCCAAGAUGGCCUGGAGGAACGCCUCCCGCUGUGUCGGGCGCAUCCAGUGGUCAAAGCUACAGGUGUUUGACGCCCGGGACUGCAGCUCGGCUAAUGAGAUGUUUACUCACAUCUGCACCCACAUAAAGUAUGCCACCAACAAGGGCAACCUGCGAUCGGCCAUCACAGUUUUCCCGCAAAGGUCAGAGGGUCUCACGGAUUUCCGCAUUUGGAGUCCUCAGUUGAUUCGCUAUGCCGGGUACAGCCAGCCAGACAACACAGUCAUUGGGGAUCCCGCCAAUGUUGAGCUCACAGAGCUCUGCAUCCAGAUGGGCUGGAAGCCUCGUUACGGGCGCUUCGACAUCCUGCCCCUGAUCUUGCAAGCGAGGGGGGAGCAACCUGCUUUCUUUGAGCUGCCAGCUGAGCUGGUCCUGGAGGUGUCCAUCACACACCCCACGUUUGAGUGGUUUGCGGAACUGGAUUUGAAGUGGUAUGCGCUCCCCGCAGUGUCCAGUAUGAUGCUUGAGAUUGGGGGGCUGGAGUUUACAGCAGCCCCCUUUAACGGGUGGUACCUGGGCUCAGAGGUCGGAGUCAGAAACUUCUGCGACAACUACAGAUACAACAUCCUUGAGGAGGUGGGCAGACGGAUGGGGCUGGACACCAAGAAGACCUCCUCCCUCUGGAAGGACAAGGCUGUGGUGGAGAUCAACAUUGCUGUGCUGCACAGCUACCAGCUGGCGAAGGUGACGAUCGUGGACCACCACGCUGCCACAGAGUCCUUCAUGAAGCACAUGGAGAAUGAGUAUCGCAUGCGGGGGGGCUGUCCUGCAGACUGGGUGUGGAUCGUCCCGCCCAUCUCUGGCAGCAUCACCCCUGUCUUCCACCAGGAGAUGCUGAAUUACUUCAUAUCACCUGCCUUCUACUACCAGCCUGAUCCCUGGAAGCUCCCAGGAUUCUCUACCAAGAAGAAGAUAAGCUUCAAGGAAAUCGCAGAGGCCGUGAAGUUUUCCGCCAGUCUGAUGUGCCAUGCCAUGGCAAAGCGAGUGAAAGCCAGGAUCCUGUAUGCCACGGAGACAGGCAAAUCUGAGACCUAUGCACACAUGCUGUGUGACAUCUUCAAACGGGCCUUCGACCCUAAGGUCGUCUGCAUGGAUGAGUAUGACAUUGCCAACCUGGAGUAUGAGAAUCUGGUCCUGGUCGUUACCAGCACCUUCGGGAAUGGAGACCCGCCAGAGAAUGGAGAGAGAUUUGCCAAAGCACUAAUGGACAUGGCCCAUCCUACCUCAGAACAACCAGAACCACAGAAGAGCUACAAGAGGCGUUUCAACAGCCUGUCUAAAAUGGACACCAUUCUGGAGUUGCUGAACAGAAAGCCUCGUCUGUCCAGCACCACAGAGAGUGUCGGGCCCCUGGGCACUGUCAGGUUCUCUGUGUUUGGUCUGGGCUCAAGUGCAUACCCCCACUUCUGUGCUUUCGGCCAUGCGGUGGACACACGCUUUGACGAGCUGGGAGGGGAGCGCAUCCUGCAGAUGGGAGAGGGAGAUGAGCUCUGCGGGCAAGAGGAGUCCUUCAGGACCUGGGCCAGGGACAUCUUCAGGGCUGCUUGUGACACAUUCUGUGUGGGGAGUGAUUUGAGUCCGGACCAGGACGAGGAUGUGUUCUCAGGGGAUCACGGCUGGCAACCUCAAAAAUACAGGACAGUGAUCGAGGCCACACCCACAGACCUGAUCACAGCCCUGUCCAAGCUCCACAAGAGGAAGGUCUUUCAGACUAAAGUCAUCUCAACACAAAACCUGCAGAGCCCAAAAUCCAGUCGUACGACGAUCCUGGUGCGCUUGGACACAGGGGGGCAGAAGGAGCUACAGUACCUCCCCGGGGAUCACCUGGGCAUCUUUCCAACCAAUCAGGACGAGCUGGUGCGGGCCGUGCUGUCCCACAUCUCUGAUGCCCCGCCCAUCAACGAGACCAUUGGGGUGGAGAUCCUGGUGGAGAAGAAUGGUAAAAGCAGCUGGGUGCGUGAGAACCGCCUGCCCCCCUGCACCCUGCUCCAGGCUCUGUCUCACUUCCUAGACCUCAGCAGCCCUCCCAGCCCCCAGCUCCUGCUCUCCCUGUCCCAGUUCGCCAGCGCAAAUGAGGACAAGAAUAGGUUGGAGAAACUAAGCCAGGCUGGCGAUGACUACGAGCAGUGGAAGUGGUUCCACUCUCCCACACUGGCAGAGGUUCUAGAGGAGUUCCCCUCACUCAGCUUGCCCUCCUCCCUCCUGCUCAGCCAGGUGCCCCUGCUGCAGCCCCGCUACUACUCCAUCAGCUCCUCCCCUGAGACCACCCCCAGCCAGGUCCAUGCCACCGUCGCUGUGGUGCAGUACAGGACACAAGAUGGAACAGGACCCCUGCACCUCGGAGUCUGUUCUACAUGGUUGAACCAGCUCAAGCCUGGUGAGGAGGUGCCCUGCUUCAUCAGAGGGGCACCCUCCUUCCGCUUGCCUGCUGAUGACUCUGUGCCCUGUAUCCUGGUGGGGCCAGGCACUGGUAUCGCCCCCUUCAGGAGUUUCUGGCAACAGCGCCUGUACAAGAUAGAGCACCAAGGAAAAAAGCCCAAGGAAAUGGUGCUGGUAUUCGGCUGUCGCCAGGCAGAGUUUGAUCACAUUUACAAGGAGGAAAUGGAGGACAUGAAAUGCAAGGGAGCCCUCAGUGGCGUAUACACAGCCUACUCCAGGGAGAAGCACACCCCGAAGAUGUAUGUCCAGGAUAUUCUGCGGGAGCAGCUGGCCUCAGAGGUGUACCGGACGCUGUGUGUGCAGAGGGGUCACAUGUACGUGUGCGGAGACGUCACCAUGGCGAAGGACGUGCUGAACACGGUGAAAGAGAUCCUGUCAACACAAGGGGGGAUGAGUCUUGAUGAGGCUGGGGAGUAUCUCAGCAAGCUGAGGGACGAGAGCCAGUACCAUGAGGAUAUCUUUGGCAUCACUUUGCGUACACAUGAAGUUAGGUCCGUGAUCCGAUACAGAUGCCACUUUCAGGAGCAGAAAAAGGACGGGAGUGUGGGGAAGCCGGAGCAGUAAUUUGCUAUUGUCUUGCCAGUGGGACCACUACCACAUUUACACACACUAGUCCACAUAAACACACACACACAUAUAAUGUGCAUAUACACAAUAUAUAUAACUCAGUCAAGCAGACAAACGUUUCGGCUAUUGCUUCAACAACAACAUUACAUUGAUAUAGCCUUUCAAGCCAAAAUUGUUUCCAAAGUGCUUAACAUUAGGUUCAUCAAACAGUUUGAGCCAACCAACUUGAGCCUGCUUGUUCAAGCAUGUUUGUCUUCAGAAGAAAUUUCAUUGUAUUUUUUCUAUCACUUAGGCAGGGAUAUCUCAUCCCUGUGAGAGAGAUAUGUGAACAGCACUCAUACUUAUGGUUGUGUUAAUGGGUGGGGUUUCAUAUAAAGUCUGACACAUGAAAUCACACAUGUUCUCUUAAGUUACAAUCACCGUAAUACUGAACACACUCAAUUACACUCGCAUGCAGUCCUCAGCAGGGCCUCCCAAAGACAUUCACAGGAAUUCUACUGCCCUAAUACCCUUAUUUCAUGACUAAAAAAAAAAAAAUUAUACUUGCAAAUGAUUGUUUAGGUGCAUCAAAAGCUUUGUUUUAUUUUGUUUCUUCCAACUUUUGUAGGUGAUCACAAUGCUGUAUGGUUUUCUAUUGCAUGACAAGUAGAAUCUGUCUGCCAUUCCCAUUCCUUGAGAUUCCAACCCAUUAUCCUGUGAUAAAAUAAUGUGGUACAAUUCUGAUAUACAAACAUCAUAAAGGGUCCAUAGCGACAGCUGCCAGUCAGCAAAAGCUAUUCAUAACUUAUUUUAUUACAAUUCAGGACCUAAGAAAGACAAAUCUAAUAAUAGCUAUAGCCACAGUACAAGGAGCCUAUCCUGUACAGAUUCCUUCGCUACAACAUCUCGAUGUGCUCUAUGUUUUUCUCUUAAAUGUAUUUUUAAACCUCUAUAAAGCCUAAAUUACAGAAUACUUCUUACUGACCUAUUAAUAAAGUCUCAGAUGUUUUGAAAUCAUGAUGCUUUGUUUUAAAUUUUGUUAAUAUUGAAAGGUUUGUUGAGCGUUGUCUGUGGUGUUCCACUGGAUUCUUUUUUCACACAACCUCGAACCUGAAUCCCACGUCCAGCAGUGCAGGAAGGUCAUCUGUAUGUUCCUCAAUAAAACUAAAAAGAAACUUGGUUAUAAAAUUAAACAAACUUUCAAUGA
Polyodon spathula (Mississippi paddlefish) is the source of this 4874-nucleotide messenger RNA. Its product is annotated as nitric oxide synthase, endothelial-like. NCBI's taxonomy places the organism in Eukaryota, Metazoa, Chordata, Actinopteri, Acipenseriformes, Polyodontidae. Gene Ontology annotation, biological process: nitric oxide biosynthetic process. The transcript has 26 exons. Gene Ontology annotation, molecular function: FMN binding; nitric-oxide synthase activity; calmodulin binding. The coding region runs from base 179 to 3685 and encodes 1168 amino acids. The record is from RefSeq and is a predicted model, not a curated record.